Molecule: messenger RNA, 1645 nt
Organism: Ixodes scapularis (black-legged tick)
Lineage: Eukaryota; Metazoa; Arthropoda; Arachnida; Ixodida; Ixodidae
Product: tubulin beta chain
Exons: 7
Coding region: 72-1412 (446 amino acids)
Biological process (GO): microtubule cytoskeleton organization; mitotic cell cycle
Cellular component (GO): cytoplasm; microtubule
Molecular function (GO): structural constituent of cytoskeleton; GTPase activity; GTP binding
Source: RefSeq, a predicted model, not a curated record
AGGCGCGGCGCUGGCGCCAUUCGAGGGAAUACGAACUGUUGCGCUAGGACGGCAAACUUCGAGUAAACAAGAUGAGAGAAAUCGUUCACAUUCAGGCGGGUCAGUGUGGGAACCAGAUUGGAGCGAAGUUCUGGGAGGUGAUCUCUGACGAGCACGGCAUUGACCCGACGGGCAGCUACCAUGGAGACUCUGACCUCCAGCUGGAAAGGAUCAACGUCUACUACAACGAGGCCUCGGGUGGCAAGUAUGUGCCUCGUGCCAUCCUUCUUGACUUGGAACCAGGCACGAUGGACUCGGUCAGAUCUGGGCCAUUUGGACAGCUCUUCAGGCCAGACAACUUCAUCUUCGGUCAGAGUGGUGCUGGCAACAACUGGGCCAAGGGUCACUAUACAGAGGGGGCCGAGCUGGUGGACUCCGUCCUGGACGUUGUCCGCAAGGAGGCUGAAAGCUGCGACUGUCUCCAAGGUUUCCAGCUUGCCCAUUCCCUCGGAGGUGGCACUGGCUCGGGCAUGGGCACACUUUUAAUUUCCAAGAUCAGGGAGGAAUACCCCGACCGGAUCAUGAACACCUUCAGCGUCAUGCCUUCCCCCAAGGUGUCCGACACUGUUGUGGAACCCUACAAUGCGACCCUGUCCGUGCACCAGUUGGUUGAGAACACAGAUGAGACCUACUGCAUUGACAAUGAGGCCCUCUACGACAUCUGCUUCCGCACGCUCAAGCUCACCACUCCGACCUACGGCGACCUCAACCACCUCGUUUCAGUCACCAUGUCUGGCGUCACCACAUGCCUCAGGUUCCCUGGCCAGCUAAACGCUGACCUUCGCAAGCUUGCGGUGAACAUGGUCCCCUUCCCACGUCUUCACUUCUUCAUGCCUGGGUUUGCUCCUCUGACAUCUCGUGGCAGCCAGCAGUACAGGGCUCUGACGGUGCCAGAGCUGACCCAACAGAUGUUUGAUGCCAAGAACAUGAUGGCUGCUUGCGAUCCUCGCCACGGUCGCUACCUGACUGUGGCCACCAUCUUCCGUGGGCGCAUGAGCAUGAAGGAGGUGGACGAGCAGAUGCUCAACGUGCAAAACAAGAACUCCAGCUACUUCGUAGAAUGGAUCCCAAACAACGUUAAAACUGCAGUCUGCGACAUUCCUCCUCGGGGUCUCAAGAUGUCCGCCACCUUCAUUGGAAACAGCACCGCCAUCCAAGAGCUCUUCAAGCGGAUCUCCGAACAGUUCACUGCCAUGUUCCGCCGCAAGGCUUUCUUGCACUGGUACACCGGAGAGGGCAUGGACGAGAUGGAGUUCACCGAGGCAGAGUCCAACAUGAACGACCUAGUGUCCGAGUACCAGCAGUACCAGGAGGCCACAGCUGAUGAUGAGGGAGAAUUCGACGAUGAGGAUGCCUUGGCCGAUACCGCCUAAGAAUGGACCAAACUGAUUCCUGUGCUGCUACGGUUUUGUUUAAGGAGAGUUUAUUUUAUUAGGAGCAUUGGCAAACCAAAACCUGAGACUGUUUUUUUUCUUUUUUUGUCGUGUUUGAUACACCGACAACGUGGAAAUUCAUAUUACUUUUUUAUUUCAGUUUCUCAAAAUUAAUUUUUUAUUUAGACUGAAUGUUAUUUUGUGUCACAAUAAAGCUUUUAGUGACAAGAUCA